GAUUCAGAGCAGCAGCAGCAUGGACACAGACGACUGAGACGCUCAGAGACACAACAAUGUUGCUGCUGCAGCAGGGACGCCAUCAGACGUCCCGUUUUAUUUCUUUUUUUCUCUUUUCAUUUUUAACUUAGCUGUUAAGACAAUGCCAAAAUGUGGGUCUUUUUGAGUUUGUGUUUGGCCUUUAUCGGGGGACUUUCAGUCCCGUCCAGCGCCUGUCCUGCACAGUGUAGCUGUUUCUUCCACAAACUCAGUGAUGGAACCAAAGCCCGGAGCGUCCUGUGCAGUGAUCCUGAGCUCAGCUCCAUCCCCACUGACUUCCCCUCGGACAUUUCAAAGCUUCGUAUUGAAAAGACGGACAUUACCCAAAUCUCCAGCGAGGCCUUUAUCUCCCUCCGAAAACUCGAAUUCCUCUGGAUGUCCUUUAACUCUCUUUCUGUUCUCCAAGUGGACAGUUUCCGUGGCUUGAGCAUGCUGAAUGAGCUUCGGCUCGAAGCGAACUUCAUCACCUCCUUCCCAUGGGAGAGUUUAACUGAUAUGCAGAACCUCAGACUCCUGGAUUUGCAUGACAAUAAGAUCAGCAUCAUCCCGGCCGAAGCAGCUAUCUACAUUAAAAACCUGACGUACCUGGAUCUUUCCAGUAACAGCCUCACGACUGUGCCAUCUGAAGUUCUGCUAAUGUGGCUCUCUGCCAAACCGCAGCAGGAUGCUGAGAACUCGAAGAUGAUUUUGGGUCUUCAUGAUAACCCGUGGCAGUGUGACUGUCGCUUGUUCGACCUGAUUCAGUUCCAGAAGUCUCCGUCAUCAGCGUUAGCUUUCAUCGACACUCACCUACGCUGUUCAGAGCCUGAGAGCAUUUCCGGAGUACUCUUCUGGGAUGUGGAGAUUCGAAGGUGCCAGGUUCCACGAGUUCACACCGCCGUAGCUAAAGUUCACAGUGUGGUAGGCAACAACGUCCUGCUCCGCUGUGGUACUGUUGGAGUGCCCAUGCCUGAGCUCAUCUGGACCCGGGCUGAUGGGAAAGACAUCAAUGGCACAGUCCAUGAAGAACUUUCAGCCGAAGGCAUCACCUGGUCCAUUCUCAGCAUCCUCACCAUGUCCUCUCAUGACUCGGCCAAAUACAUCUGCAGAGCCACAAAUUUUGUGGGCAGCACCAACGCCGUCAUCUCUCUUGUUGUUUCAGAAACAAGACAGAUAAGUGAGGUGAAGAAAAGUGGCAUCAAGAAGAACGGAAGCUUUAGACGAGCAGGAUAUCAAGAGAAACCCACCGCAAGAUACAUUCCUACGACCUCUGCACAUACUGAAGCAUUUAAUGGCUCCAAAUCCACAAGGCCAUCCAAGAUCGAGAGCUCUAGCAUCUCUAAUGGAGUAAUGGACGGCAAAUCCACAGAGAACACUUUAGAGAUCGAUGUGGAAAAAAAUGUGUUGAGCAACUUGGCAGCCAACGCUUCGUUCCUCCAGCAAGGCCCGGAGAAAAGAGUGGUACGUUCCGUCAAAAUAAUCGGCGACACCGAUCACACAGUGUCAAUCAACUGGCGAGCUCCUUCUGCAACCAACACCACGUGGUUUAGUGUUCUUUAUGCCGUAUUCGGUGAAAGAGAUAUGAAACGCAUCAAUGUCGGUCCCGGGAAGCAUCGCAUCACCAUCGAGGGGCUUGUUCCCAAAACCAAGUAUAUCGCCUGUGUAUGUGUGAAGGGUCUAAUCCCAAAGAAGGAGCAGUGUGUGAUCUUCUCAACCGAUGAAGCAGCCAGUGCAAGUGGCACUCAGAAGCUCAUCAACGUGGUGGUAAUCACGGUAGCGUGUGUCAUUGCUGUGCCUCUCACCCUCAUCGUUUGCUGCGGGGCUCUGAAAAGACGACUCCAGAAGCUCAUGGGAAGAAGAAAGAAGGACAUUCAAGACUCGUAUGUAACCUUUGAGACUAUCACACCAGGUAACAAGGCUAAAGGGAUGGAAGGGGAGUUCCUCGCUCACACCAACAAAGACGAGUCCAACCGUCUGCUCUCGGCUCGCUCCAGCGUCGACUCCGAGGCCGUGAACAAAACCGAAAGUCAUCCGAAUGAGUAUUACUGCUGAAAUCAAUAUCGAUCAUCUCUGCACUGACUGAUCUGCAGGAUCUGAUUUGUCUGAAGAUCUGGAAUCUGGAGCCCAGGAAUAUCGGGGAUACAUAAUAUUUGGUUUCUAGAGAUUGUAUUAAGAUGCUGAUUGUGAAUAUGGCGUAAAGAAAAGCAUCUUCAUGGCCUCUCAGGCAUAUUCUAAGUGAUGUGGGUAUAAACACACAGGACAUACCAAAAGUAUGUGCACCCCUGACCAUUAUAUAUAGUACAUCCAGAGAGAUUUCCAAUUAAAAGGUAAAAGGUUUUGCUCAACGGCCCAGCAGUAGCAUUGCAGCUCAGUGGUGGUGGGAUUUUAACUUACAACCAUCUCAUUAAAAGUCAAACAUCUGAGCUACCACUUCCCCAUCACACUUAUAUAAGGUUCUUAUUCAAACAGUUACCACCAAGUUGUACACCACUUAAUUACAAUUUCCUGUUCCAAACUCCAUGAAGACAUGGUAAUUAAUAUUCAGGGUGGACUGGAAAAGCAUGCAGUUCCUGCACAGGGUCCUGGAUUCUACAGGCGCUAGAAUGUGAGGAACUGAUUAAAGCCCCAUGUGUCACGUGAUCCCCGUACGGACCUCGUCUUUCUCUUGACUAUGUUUUGUGCACAAUUCUAGAAACGUAGGUUUUCUCUUGUGUUUUGUACAGUAUUCAUUGUAUUUCUCUCACUCUGCUCUAAUAAUAAACUAAAAUCGAGAUGUUCUGUGUAAAUAAAUAUGUUCUCUAAUAAUCUCUUCCAUCUAAUGUCUGAAAACGUAUGUACAAAUAAACGUUUUUCAUA
Silurus meridionalis is the source of this 2874-nucleotide messenger RNA. RefSeq names its product leucine-rich repeat, immunoglobulin-like and transmembrane domains 1b (gene lrit1b). The transcript is spliced from 4 exons. Gene Ontology annotation, molecular function: protein binding. Bases 151 to 2070 code for a protein of 639 amino acids. Gene Ontology annotation, cellular component: endoplasmic reticulum membrane. Lineage: Eukaryota; Metazoa; Chordata; Actinopteri; Siluriformes; Siluridae. The record is from RefSeq and is a predicted model, not a curated record.